Messenger RNA from Larimichthys crocea (large yellow croaker), 384 nucleotides. Its product is annotated as apolipoprotein B-100-like. The record is from RefSeq and is a predicted model, not a curated record. Lineage: Eukaryota; Metazoa; Chordata; Actinopteri; Sciaenidae. Gene Ontology annotation, cellular component: mature chylomicron; low-density lipoprotein particle; very-low-density lipoprotein particle. The annotation marks the transcript as partial. Gene Ontology annotation, molecular function: cholesterol transfer activity; low-density lipoprotein particle receptor binding. Gene Ontology annotation, biological process: cholesterol transport; triglyceride mobilization; cholesterol homeostasis. The transcript is spliced from 2 exons.
AGUUACCUUCAUGCCCUCUGCUGGCAUUGAGUUUGUAACUCAGGUUGGCUCCCACAUCCCUGAAUAUGUCAACUCUGGAUUAGAGAUGCACACCAACCUGUUCCAUGAAAGUGGGCUCAGUGCCAAGAUCUCCAUGGGACGUGACAACGUCAAGCUGACAAUCCCUGCUCCAGUGAAGCCUACAAAGCUCAUAAAGAUGACAAACACCCUGGUGGCAGUGACUGGAUCAGAGGUGAUGACAAUCCCCCCUAUGGUGAUGGACAAGGUUGAUGUCAGUGAGUGCACGCCUGUCUUUGCUGGAAUGAAAUACUGCACGGCUCUGCAGUACACUGAUGCUUUCUCUCAGGACACAGCUCCCUACUUCCCCUUUACCGGAGACAGCAA